Micropterus salmoides (largemouth bass) is the source of this 6345-nucleotide messenger RNA. RefSeq names its product sortilin related VPS10 domain containing receptor 3b (gene sorcs3b). The coding region runs from base 392 to 4126 and encodes 1244 amino acids. Gene Ontology annotation, cellular component: membrane. The transcript is spliced from 27 exons. Gene Ontology annotation, molecular function: protein binding. NCBI's taxonomy places the organism in Eukaryota, Metazoa, Chordata, Actinopteri, Centrarchiformes, Centrarchidae. The record is from RefSeq and is a predicted model, not a curated record.
AGAACAAAUUAUUUUUGCUGUCAAACGCUACGAGUCAAUCAGGGUGCUUUUUUGGAUAACUUUUGUAGGUUUACAUAAAUAGCCUAAGACGUAAUUGAAUAAAAACUAUGUCCUCCCAGACGAAAAAAAGAUCAGCAUUUUAAAGCCGUUUUUUCUCCAAACAUCCUCAUAAACAAUGAGCUCAAACAGUUCCUGCAGUCACUCUCCGUCGGCGCGUUUGCCUGAUGCGCAGCGCCUCCCCAACUGGUCCCUCACUUUGACAAAUUCCUGGACGUGAGCGGGUCUGCUGGCUUCUUGCUCGUAAAGAUGAUACCUUGAAUAUUUUAGAAGUUGAAUAGCUCUUGCACACAUUCACCCCCCCACCGGUAGAAGAUCAGUCUGGAAGAACACAAUGGGACGGUGGUUAUUUUGGAGUUUUUCGCUUUUGGCUUUCGCAUUCCUGUACUCCGCUCACCCCAAGUUUGUGGCUCAAGCGGAAAUAAGUUCUCCCAGACCAAACGACAGAUUUUAUCGCCUGGAGGUAAUACCGCUGGAGGCACGUGUUACCCGAAAAUCAACGGCGGUCAAAGGCUCAAUCAAAGUCGACCACAGCGGAAAAGUUUUAAGCGCUUUUGAAACGGACGGUGCUUUGAAGCCAAUUAAUGGCAAGGAAGUGGGGAAUGAAACACAGAGUGGACUUGGAAAUGAGGCACCCAUCGGCAUCAAAACGGCACCAAACUAUCACAAACGUUUCAAAAUGCCUGGUAAAGAGUAUGGUAAGAAUUCCGAGGACAUCCAAUGGCGACCUACAGCGAAUAUACUGUUAGAAAACGCAAGAAAGAGAGUAAAAAGGAGCGUCGGCACAACAUUCAGCGAAAAUGUGGAUAGGAGUAUAAGUGGAGAAGCUCAGUCAAGAGAGAGGUUUGUGGAGACUGUCCAAGGUGUUUCUAACUCCAGAGCCGAGUUCCGGCGCACUGGGGAGGAAGCCAGAGGGUCUAACCCGAGGCAAAGCGAGCCGCACCUGGACACUUCUACUUUUGCUCUAUCGGGAGACUCUGCGCACAACCAGGCGAUGGUGCACUGGUCCGGACACAACAGCAGCGUGAUCCUGAUCUUGACUAAGCUGUAUGACUUCAACCUGGGAGCUGUUACUGAGAGCUCACUCUGGAGAUCCACUGAUUAUGGAAGCACCUACACCAAACUCAAUGACAAAGUGGGUUCAAGGACCGUUUUAAGUUACCUGUACGUCUGCCCUACCAACAAACAGAAGAUAAUGAUGCUUAGUGACCCAGAGGUAGAGAGCGCUGUUCUCAUCAGUUCAGAUGAAGGGGCAAGCUUUGAGAAGCAUCUCAUUAACUUCAAUAUCCUGAGCCUGCUCUUCCAUCCUGCACAGGAGGACUGGAUACUGGCUUACAGUCAUGACAGCAAGCUGUACAGUUCAAUGGACUUUGGGAGGAAAUGGCAGCUUGUUCACGACAACGUGAUGCCAGGCCGAUUCUACUGGGCGGUAAUGGGGCUGGACAGAGAAUCAGAUGUGGUCCACAUCGAGACGCGCAUCGCAAAAGGCCGCGCCCAGUAUGUGAAGUGCAGAGCCCAGCGAUGCACAGAUGGCAACAGACAGUACCUCUUUCCUGGACAUGUAGACACCAACUCACUGGUUGUGCAAGAUGAAUACGUUUUCACACAGGUAACCAAGUCAGGACGAGCCAGCUACUUUGUCUCCUACAUGAGAGAAUCCUUCAAGCGAAUGAAACUACCUAAGUAUUGCCUACCAAAGGACAUGCACAUUAUCAGUACAGAUGAGAAGCAGGUAUUUGCUGCAGUCCAGGAGUGGAAUCAGAACAACACUUACAGCCUGUAUAUCUCAGACUCCCCCGGGGUCUACUUUACUCUUUCAUUAGAGGAUCUGAGAACCAGCAGAGGACCCGCCGGUAACUUACUGGUUGACUUUUAUAAGGUUGAGGGGAUAAAUGGCAUUUAUCUCGCCAACAAACUUCUGGACAGUCACAUCAAGACUUUUAUCACAUACAACAAGGGACAAACAUGGGCACUGCUGCCAGCUCCCGCCACAUCAGUGGCGGGAAAUAACCUUCAUUGCAUUCUGCCAUUUUGUUCGCUGCAUCUUCAUCUGGAGAUGUCGGAGAAUCCCUACACGUCCGGACCCAUCACCAGCAAAAAGUCUGUUCCAGGAAUCAUUGUGGCUACAGGGAAUAUCGGAACAGAGCUGUCCUCCACCAACCUUGGGAUGUUUAUUACAUCUGAUGCAGGAAAUAGUUGGAGACAGAUUUUCGAUGAAGAGCACAACGUUUGGUUUCUUGACAACGGAGGGGCUAUGCUGGCAGUCUUGCAUGCAGCAACGCCUAUUCGACACUUAUGGAUCAGUCUAGACGAAGGAAAGAAAUGGGACCGUCACAGCUUCUCCUUGGCACCGCUGUAUGUGGAUGGAGUUUUAAUGGAGCCAGAAUCUGACAAUCACAUUAUCACUUUCUUUGGACACUUCAGCCAUCGGUCAGAGUGGCAGCUGAUCAAGAUCGACUACAAGGGUCUCUUUAGCAGGAGAUGCAUGGAUGGCGAUUAUCAGACAUGGCACCUGCACUACAAGGGAGAGCUGUGUGUGAUGGGUGAGAAGCAGAUCUAUAUGAAGCGCAGGCCCGGAAACCGCUGCAUGCUGGCCCAGGACUAUUCAAGGAUCUAUUCCUCGGAGCCCUGCCUCUGCACAGCCUAUGAUUUUGAAUGUGAUUAUGGGUGGGAACGCCAGGCAGAUGGGAAGUGCUCCCCAGCUUUUUGGUUUAAUCCAACUGGUGCGACUAAAAGCUGCAGCAUCAGCCAAAGCUUCCUUAACAGCACAGGGUAUCGGAAGGUUUUAUCCAAUAACUGUAAAGAAGGAGGGAAGAACGUGUACUCGCCCAAGAGGCAGGCGUGCCAUCCCAGCCCACCCCGAGGCCUCCGGCUGUCCAUCAGUCAAGGAGAGUUCAGUGCCACUGUUGGAAGCAACGUCACUUUCAUGGUUUACCUGGACGAUGGAGACUCGCUCAGGACCAGCAUCCAGCUAGACUUCGGGGAUGGCAUCAAGAUCACAUACUCUAACCUGAGCAGGACUGAUGAUGGCAUCAAGCACAUCUACCGAGCAACCGGGAUUUAUAGAGUGACAGCUUCUGCUGAAAACAGCCAUGGAUCUGACAGCAGCACACUGUUUUUACACAUCACCAGUCCAGUGGAGCGUGUAUAUCUCUCCGCUCCUAUUGUAGCCAUCAGGGGGAAGGAGGCUAAUCUGACUGCGGUGGUUUGGCCUAGUCACACCAGAACGUUGACCUUCUUCUGGUGGCUUGACAACAGCUCAGAGCCCAUUAUAACCUUGGAGGGAAGCAUCUCAUACACGUUUCAGACAGAGGGAAAAAACAAGGUCACGGUCCAGGUUGCUUCUGGGAACACCAUAAUGCAGGAUUCAAAAGUUAUAACUGUUAAAGAGUUCUUCAGGUCGCUGCUUUUGUCGUUCUCACCAGCUCUUGAUGAGCACAACCCUGACAUACCCGAGUGGAGAGAGGACAUAGGGCGUGUGGUGCAGACAGCUCUGUCACAGGUGUCUGGGGUAUCGGACGAUCAGCUGCUUGUGUCUUUGUACCCUGGACUUCCAACGACAGCAGAGCUCUUUAUCCUACCUGAUGAGCAUAUAUCAAAUGAGCACAAGAGAAGGAGUGAGGAGGCUCUGGAGACAAUGUCAGAUAUUUUUGUCACUGCCCUGAACCAAGGCCUGAUCCAGUUUGAGCUGAAAGCUGAUAUUCGCAUUAUUGUGUACAUGACUCAGCAAACCUUGGCGCCACUUGUGGAUUCAAACUCCAUCCACAGUGGGUCAGCCAUGCUGAUGCUGCUAACUGUGGUAUUUGUAGGUGUUGCAGCCUUCUUCAUCUACAAAUUCAAAAGGAAAAUCCCUUGGAUCCAUGUUGAGACUGAGGACAGUCAUGAGAAGGAGUCAGAAGUGAUCAGUACAGUUGGUCAGAACGACAACAUGUCCAAGGUCAAGCUCAGUGAAUUUCCCUCUCCAAAAGAACUCAUGGAAAAGGAGCUGGAGGCCAGAAGCAGAGGAAGAAUUGGAAGAAAUAUGGAGAGAAUUGUAACAAGGGAAUUUCCAAACUGUACAAAUGUCUAAGAAAUGCGCUCUGUCACUAAGUAAGUACAGAUUGUUGUGUUACAAUUGUGCUGAAAUUGUUUGCUUUGUUGGCAUUGUUUUUUAUUUAUUUCACGCUGAUAGCAGCUAUUGUUCAAAGUCAUGUUUUAAACUCACAUGGAUAGAUAAAUAUCUACUUUACAAUACUUGAUGAAGAUGAGUCCACUGAGCCAGACUUGAGGGCCUCUAGUUGGAGGGCGGUGAAUUGCUGAAAUUAGCUGAUAACUACGGCACACAGCACAAAAUGUCCAGUUAGCAUCAAGGUUCCCUAGCUCUACGUCAACAUCACUGAUGAAUAGCUGAUGUGAGUAUUGUCAAGAAAUGAAAACAGACUGAGUUUCUGAAAUUAAAUACCUCAAAAGCUAUAAAAGACAAUUUGAGAAAUAUCUUUAAAAUAAUGUAAAUGAGAAAAGUACAAUUCACUCAUGGGCAGUGGUGGAAGAAGUACCGCUACAUUCCACUACAAGUAAAAGUCCUGCGUUCAAAAUGUUACUUAAUUUACAGUACAAGCAUUAUCAGAAAAAUGGGUAGUUAAAUCUACAACAACGCAUCAUCAUGAGUUUGUAGCGUCGCUGUCCUGUGAGAACCAUGUGUCUCUCAAAAGUCACCUUUUCAUGAGCUCAGUAAAACAGCCCUGUUUUCAGCUUUGUGACAACGCAUUUUCCAGCUAAUCCAAGAAGGUUUUUAAAAUAGGUUCUUUAGUUUAAGUAGUAGGAGUUGUUUUAACCCAUAAACACACACAGAAUCAACAAAUUUGGAGAUACGUGGUUUUCACUGGACAGAAGAGGUUUGAAACAACUAAAGCUGUCAGACAAAUGCAGUGGAGUAAAAAAGUAUAAUAUUUGCCCCUGAAUAGUGUAGAAGUAUAAAGCUGUAUAAAAUGGAAAUACUCAAAUAAAAUACAAGUACCUGGAAUGUAUACUUAAGCACAGUACUUAGUAGUGUUAAUGUACUUAAUUACAUCCCACCACUGCUCAUGGGUCAGUACAGGAGACAGUGGAGUGUACAGGUUUUACUGUAUUUGUGUAUAAGUUUGAUAAAGUUCAGCAUUGAAUGACAGAGAUUGAUCGUGACUUACAAAAACAGGAUAUUUAGGCCCUCGAGAAAUAUAAUAAUAAUACAGAGCUUAAAAUGACAAACUAAUGUAUAAAAAGUUUUUCAAAUCUUACCGUACAUGUUGAUAAUGUUUCCCUCUUAGCAUAAUGUUUGCUCAUGAAUUGAACCCGCAGGCUAUAAAAUUUCUCAAGUGUAACCUUUUAAUUUCCUAUUUUAUUUUCAUUUUUCUUAUAAUUUUGUGUCUUUUUGUUACAUCCCGAAUGGAUAAUACAACCCAACAACAAAAAGUUGUCUGUUUAAGGCAGAACACACCUUGCUCUGCCUCUGUAAGACAGAAAUAUCGUUAAUAGAUCAUUUUAGAUUUAAUUACAAUUUUGGUAUGUUAAAUAGGGUUAACUUUACGCUCUGGAGAUAUAUCAACAUUUACCACCCUAUAACUAGAGGUCUUUUAGUUGUAAAUAUACAGUAAUGAAUAUAAAAUGUAAUAAUCUGACUGUUGUGAAUGCCUUUAAGAAAGAAAUAUGUAGUUGCUCUGUAAGAUAACAUGGUGCUUUCAUUGACUGUUUCUCAGAUGAUGGUACACAACAAAAAUGUGACAAAUUGACAUGAAAGUCUAGCCUUAGGUGUGGAAAUACUAAAAAUGUGUAUAUAGAAUAAGACGAAAUGUAAAUCUAUACAGUAGCUCCAUCCUAAACCACAGAACAGACAGUAAUGUUUCCAUGACCUUCAGUCUCACAACAAGCUGUUUGUCGUCUUUAUUCUAUUUUUUACAGUAGCAUGCCCUAAUAAUCUGUGUUAAAAGACUGAAGACUAUAUUAGGGUGAGCGAGUACUGUGUGUGUGUGUGUGUGUGUAUGUAUGUGUGUGUGUGUGUGUGUGUGUGUGUGUGUGUGUGUGUGUGUGUGUAUGUAUGUAUGUAUAUAUAUAUAUAUAUAUAUAUAUAUAUAUAAUAUAACAUAACAUGGUUGGUUUUAAAGUUUACUUGACACAUCAAAUUAUUAAACACCUUGUCUAAUAGGCUAGUUGUGCAUGAUCUAUGAUAUUGUUCAUUUGUCGAUGAUAUAAGAACCGUCUUGUUUUGAAUCAUAUUUCUUACUGUGAACAAAUUGCCAUUUUAAAAUUGUUCAAAAUAAAUGUAUUUUUGUA